AUGAAGCACGUUAAGGGGUUAAGGACCCUUUUGUGUGGAGGCCUCUUUUUACUCCAUUUCUGCCGGGAAGCCGCAUGCCACAAGGUGUAUAAAGUGGGCCCAGAACCCAUCCCCUGUUCGCAGUGCAAGGACGUACGCGAAUGUAGUGCGUGUUUGUUUGAGGAGCAGGAGUCCCCAUAUGCAAUCCACUUGAAGCUAAAUAAGAAAAACCCAAAUGACCACACCAAUUUGAAGAAGCAUCACGAUUCGCUGAAGCUCGGUGGGGUGAAGUACUACGUCAACAGGGGAGAAGGAAUUUCAGGCAGUCUGGGUAACCCUUCGGGGAACACCCUAGAUGAUAUAGAUAGGAUAAACGAGGAGAUAAAGAGCAGGCAGGGGGGGGGCGACACGAGGAACUUCAUUGACGUGAGCAGUUAUGCGAAGGAGGGUCUGUCUGACUACUUUGUGGGUGUGCAGAAGCACGCGUAUGAGGUGGGGACUACUAAUAAUGGGGGAGAACACAAUGCAGUAGCAGGCGGAGGAACAGGCGAAGAGGAAGCAGAGGGGCACCCCCCUACAGUGGAAAAGAACUUCAUCGACCUGAAAAACACAAACGCUGUGGUCGAACAGACGGAAGAAAACGUUUUUCUUGUCCCCCUGAAGCACUUGCGAGAUAGCCAGUUCGUGGGGAAGCUCCUAGUCGGUGUCCCUCCACAAGAAAUUCACCCCAUCUUUGACACAGGCAGUACAAAUCUGUGGGUGGUUACAACAGAUUGUGAAGAACAGUCAUGCAAAAAGGUUAACAGGUACAACCCAUACAAGUCAAAAACGUUUAGAAGAUCCUUUGUAGGAAAAAACCUUCACAUCAUUUUUGGAUCCGGCUCCAUUUCAGGAUCCAUAGGAAAAGAAACUUUCGUCUUGGGAAAUCACACAGUGCGUAAUCAGACCUUUGGCCUAGUGGAGAGUGAAGCAAAUGACAGUUUGAAUGGAGACAACAUUUUUAAUUAUAUAGACUUUGAGGGUAUUGUUGGGCUUGGCUUCCCAGGUAUGCUGUCAGCAGGAAAGGUAUCCUUCUUCGAUAAUCUACUACAACAGAAUAAGAAUUUGUCACCUCAAUUUUCCUUUUACAUAUCUCCUGACGAUAAUACUUCUACUUUUAUAAUUGGUGGUUUGAGUAAAUCUUUUUAUGAAGGUAGCAUUUAUAUGCUUCCUGUCAUUAAGGAAUAUUACUGGGAGGUGGAAUUGGAUGCUAUUUAUGUCGGGGAGAAAAAAAUUUGCUGUGAGGAGAAGAGUUACGCGAUAUUGGACACAGGCACAUCCUACAAUACUAUGCCCAGUACACAGAUAAAAGAUUUUUUUAAUAUAGUUUCUUCUGUAGCUUGUACAGAAGAUAAUUAUAAAGAAGUGUUGAAAAAUUAUCCCGUUAUUAAAUAUGUAUUUGGUGACUUGGUCAUAGAGCUUAUGCCUGAGGAAUAUAUGAUUUUAAAUGAGGACAAUUGUAUUCCAGCGUACAUGCAGAUUGAUGUUCCCUCCGAGAAGAACCACGCGUACCUGCUCGGAAGCAUUGCUUUUAUGAGGCACUACUACACGGUCUUCGUGCGUGGCAUGGACGGCAAGCCCUCUAUGGUGGGGGUCGCCAAGGCCAAGCCGGCCAACACGGCCCAACCUUCCGCGGUGGCAGCGUAG
Molecule: messenger RNA, 1665 nt
Organism: Plasmodium fragile
Lineage: Eukaryota; Apicomplexa; Aconoidasida; Haemosporida; Plasmodiidae
Exons: 1
Coding region: 1-1665 (554 amino acids)
Biological process (GO): proteolysis
Molecular function (GO): aspartic-type endopeptidase activity
Source: RefSeq, a predicted model, not a curated record